AUGUACGCCGCAAUCACUUGCUCGCCACCAAUUGGACAGUCAACAGCUAUUCCCAAGAAUCAAACCUCCGUCCCAUUCUCUGUGUUGCUAGAGACUACAGCUUCAUCCUUGGAUGAUAUCAAGGUCUCAAUCUGGCACAAUCACAAGAGCCAGCAUGAUUGGUCUGAACUUGCUCUCACCGCAUCCAGCGAUCACGAUGAUGUUCUCCUCGUAAACUCCAAGUCUCAAAUCGCCCGCCGAUGGUACACUGGAGAUCUUCCUGGUAGACCUGAUGAUUUGAGAUCUGUCUCCUUCACCGUCAAGUUCCAGAUCGGAAGCGACUCGGGUUGGAAAUGGAUCAAAGACCAAAGCGGUCUGGAUGACGGCCACCUUCAUUAUCAACAAUCACAUGAAGGUCUAGGCUUCCCUGGAUACUUCCGUGGAACCAGCUCCGACCUCAACAUUCGCAAGACAAGUGCCGAUACUCCUGACACUAAACUAUAUUCUAUCACAACGUCUGUCGAGCCAGCAAAAGGCAACGAUUCUGGAUACAGCAGAUACAUUCUGGGUACACCAAAGGACUUUACCCGCUGGUUCUCGUUGGUGCGUCUUUGGUCCCCCUGGCUUGCACCUCGUCAGGGUAGGGACAAGUUUCACUUGGACAAGGAUGCAGUUCUGGCAGCAUUCCUUCGCCAUGAUGGAGCCCAUGUUGUCUGCCUUGCUAUCAGUGGUGUUGAAGAUGUUCUCACUGUCUUCCAACAUGACGAUGAUGGCAAUGUGGUCAUUCACGCUCGCAACGAUCGUGAAACCGAGGGCACAAGUCAUGUGGUUGUCGCUAUUGCAAACACUUUCGAGAUUGCCAAUGCAGCAGUCAUGUACCAUGCAAGAAAGAUCGUCGGAGGUUAUGAAUCAGCAACAGGCCAAGUCGAAGUCGAAACCAAGGCUCUAAUGGAGAAGAACGUCAAGGCCGAAUGGCUAGAGGAGUGGUAUGACGGCUUCACCUACUGCACCUGGAAUGGAUUGGGUCAGAAACUCACUGUGGACAAAAUCAACGAGGCUCUGGAAUCACUCAAGAACGCAGGCAUCAUCAUCGAGAACCUGAUCAUUGAUGACAACUGGCAGUCUUUGACAGAAGGCAAGACACAGAUGGAGCGCGGCUGGACCGAUUUCGACGCGAACAAGGAGGGCUUCCCGCAAGGACUCAAACACGCUGUCACUGAUAUUCGCAAGAAGCACCCGAACAUCAACCACAUUGCGGUUUGGCACGCCAUUCUGGGCUACUGGGGUGGUGUCGCUGAAGGUCACAACAUUGCAAAGAACUACAAGACUACGACUGUGCAGAAAGAGCCAGGAGUUGCAGAAGGCGAGAUGCUGGUUGUCGACGGUUCUGACGCUCAACGCAUGUACAACGACUUCUAUGCUUUCCUAGAUGACUGCGGCAUCACUGGAGUCAAGACUGAUGCUCAAUUCUUCCUCGACAUGAUCGUUGACGCACCUGACCGUAGGAGUCUGAUCACCGAAUAUCAAGAUGCCUGGACAAUUGCCCAUCUCCGUCACUUUGGCUCGAGGGCCAUCUCGUGCAUGUCUCAAUCUCCUCAACUGCUCUUCCACUCUCAGCUCCCGACCAACAAGCCACGACUUCUGGUCCGCAACUCAGACGACUUCUUCCCUGAGGUGCCUGCCUCUCACCCCUGGCACGUCUUCUGCAAUGCUCACAACUCCCUACUCACUCAGCACCUCAACGUGAUUCCCGAUUGGGACAUGUUCCAGACAUCGCACGAAUGGGCUUCAUUCCACGGCGCCGCUCGUUGUGUGUCUGGCGGACCUAUCUACUUUACAGAUUAUCCCGGCAAGCAUGACAUCAAACUCAUCAACCAAAUGACAGCCCGCACUACUCGUGGAAAGACAGUCAUCCUGCGUCCGCACAACGUAGGUAAGAGUACAAACGCCUAUGCUGGCUACGAAGACCACUCUCUCCUCAAAGUACACACCUACCACGGCUAUGCACGUACCGGAACCGCAUACGUCGGCGUCUUCAAUUGCACACAACGCCCACUAUCCGAGCUCAUCCCUCUGUCUACCUUCGCGGGCGCCGAGGAAGGCAAGUACAUCAUCAGAGCCUUCACCACCAGUGCCAUCAGCAAACCCAUGUCUCUGGGCGAGAAGAAAGCUCUAGUCGGCGUCGAGAUCGAUGUCGGUGGCUGGGAAAUCCUCUCCGCCCACCCCGUCCACGAACAUACUCUUCACCGUGGCGGCGCCAUCGCCGUAGCCUCUCUCGGCCUUCUCGGCAAAAUGACCGGCGCCGCCGCCAUCGAAAGCAGUGAUGUCUAUGUGGACGGUCAAGGUCGUCUCCGCUACUCUGUUCUCCUCAAGGCUCUGGGCGUUCUCGGUUUCUGGAUCGGCGACUUGGUUAAGAAAUGGAGUGUCGAGAAAGACAUGCUGGUGUUGAUCUUCGGCAAACAGAUCCCUGAGGGAUGUGUCAGUGUCGAGGGAGACGUGCUCAAGAUUGAUGUCGACAAGGCUUGGAAGGAGACUGGACAGAAGGCCGGAUGGUCCAAUGAGAUUGAAGUGGAGCUUUUCAUUUCGUAA
Molecule: messenger RNA, 2568 nt
Organism: Aureobasidium pullulans EXF-150
Lineage: Eukaryota; Fungi; Ascomycota; Dothideomycetes; Dothideales; Saccotheciaceae
Product: raffinose synthase protein-like protein Sip1
Exons: 4
Coding region: 1-2568 (855 amino acids)
Source: RefSeq, a predicted model, not a curated record